GCUCUGAACGAUUUGCGGAGCUUCUGAAGCUUCGGACGACGGAAAUAGUGCGUCGAAGUCAAGCUGUGCAGGAUAAAUGGUCAUUUAAUCAGAAGGAGCAGUUCGCUUUUGAUAGCGCUACUACGAGCUUCCUUGCAGCAAAACUGGUGAAUGGGUGCCUUGAUGUGAUCGGUAUCCUUGAUUCAACGGAUGUCUUCGAACCAAACAUACUGCCAGCGGUCACAACAAGGAUAUUCAAUUUCCAGUCUGAAAAUUGGGCUGAAGAUGUCCUGAUAAGAAUAAAGCUCAUGCUGCACUGGGCUGUUACGGCCGAACGUGAAGGAAGUCACAGAGCAGUGAUUGUGACUAAGGUCAUCUACAACCAAGUACUCAAUCAGCAGUCCUAUAUGUUCGGUCCAUUCCACACGCAAGACAUUAUCCUUAAUUAUUUCUAUACGGAAGCACCUACAGUUGGAUCAAAAUAUUACCAUCAAGAAUUCGCAUCAUUGGUCACUUUAUUUAUUGAACUUUCCCGCUUCAAGUUGUUUGUGCACGACUGUUUUGUCAAGGAGUUGAUCAAAUCCGGUGAGCUUGACUAUCAGCGACCGGUUAUGGACAAGUAUAAAAAUGAGAACAAGACCACUGACGUUAUUUCUUCAUCACUAAUUUCGGCUCAGUUCGAGGACCUGACACCAGAUGAGCCUCCGAAGCCGACCAGUUUGAUCUCCUUUAGACAAGAAGAAAAAGACGAACAUAUUUAUCUGAAUGAUCCCAUGUCUAUGAACGACAGAAUCCUCAUACAGAUGCCACUUCGUCAAACUGAAGAGCAUCGAAGCGAGGCGAAUCAGAGGGCCCUUGUUCUGUAUGGAAUGGAUGAUGUCAGAGAAAAUCAUAAGGCUGAAAUGAAGAAGAUUCGCCAAAGAAAUAUGCAAAAUUUGGCAGAAGAAGAUCUACGUACAGUUUACCGAGGGU
Messenger RNA from Cooperia oncophora, 951 nucleotides. The record is from the annotation of a GenBank genome assembly. NCBI's taxonomy places the organism in Eukaryota, Metazoa, Nematoda, Chromadorea, Rhabditida, Trichostrongylidae.